GAGAGAGAGAGAGAGAGAGAGAGAGAGAAACGGAAGAAGAGAUUUGUGUUGUGGAUGUUGAUGUUGAAGUUUGUAACUGCUUCUGAAUCACAUCAGCAUGGGGAAGAAAACAGAGGAUAAAGAACAACAACAGGAGCCAUCAGAAUAUGGAGAACCAACACCGUACGACCCGACGUUUGCUGGACCCAUUCACAACAGGAGCUGCACUGAUAUCAUCUGCUGUGUCCUGUUCAUGCUGGUUCUUGUAGGAUACAUGGUGGUUGGAAUUCUGGCAUGGCUGUAUGGAGACCCACGGCAUGUUCUUUUCCCACGCAACUCCACUGGCAUGUUCUGUGGCCUCCCACCCAAUCAGAAUAAACCGAAUGUGUUUUACUUUAACAUCCUAAAAUGUGCCACAGCGACAAACAUCAUGGCCGCCGCACUCCAGGGUCUCCAGUGUCCCACCACUCAGAUCUGCCUGAGUUCGUGUCCCUCAGAUUUCUGGUCUCUGAACCCCAUCGCCUACGCAGCUCCACCUUCAGACUUAUAUAAAUAUUUCAAACAGGAACUGUGUGUCCCGUCCUUCAACCUCAGCACCACCACACUCAGGGCAACAGAAAUCAUAAACAUGGAGUUGUGUUCAUUCUUCUACACACCAACCACUUCAGUGUUGGGAAGGUGUUUACCCUCCUUAGGUCCUGCGUAUACCAACAUCCCCCUCAACUUCAGUCUCCCAGGCAUGAGCAACAACCAAACUGUGAACACAAUCAAGAAUGCUACGGGUGACCUUGUGGGAGGGUUUAACGCCAGAGACGUGGGCGUGCGCAUCUUCGCAGACUUCGCUUCUACUUGGCAGUGGAUCGUUCUAGGACUGGUGAUCGCGAUGGUGGUCAGUUUGCUGUUCCUCAUCCUACUGCGCUUCUUGGCGGCCAUCUUGGUGUGGAUCCUCAUCAUCGGGGUUCUGGUAGUAGGAGCAUUCGGUAUCUGGUACUGCUAUAACCAGUACGCGUUGUUAGCUAACUCCACUCUGACCUACAAUAACGUCGGCUUCACCACCAACGUCAACGUGUACCUGCAGAUCCGUGACACCUGGCUGGCCUUCUUGAUCAUCCUCUGUGUGGUCGAGGCGAUUCUCCUGUUGACUCUGAUUUUCCUCAGAACUCGAAUUCUCAUCGCCAUCGCUGUUAUUCAGGAGUCCAGCAAGGCGGUGGGCCACAUGAUGUCAACGCUGUUUUAUCCAAUAAUCACCUUUGUAAUGCUCCUUGUGUGUGUCUCCUACUGGGGCAUCACUGCCCUUUAUUUGGCUACAUCUGGUGGGCCGGUGUACAAUGUUGUAGCUUUGAACUCAUCAGACAGCAGCUGCAGCUCCAUCACUGGCAACCAGAGCUGUGACCCGACGACGUUUAACUCCUCAGCGUAUGGGAGCUGUCAGUCUGCUCGCUGUAUGUUUAUAAAGUACAACACAGACGGUCUGUUCCAGAGGAACCUCUUUAACCUGCAGCUGUAUAACGUGGUGGGCUUCCUGUGGUGCGUGAACUUCGUUAUCGCUCUGGGACAGUGCACGCUGGCCGGAGCCUUCGCCUCCUACUACUGGGCCUUCCACAAACCCUCCGACAUCCCAAUGUGCCCUCUGGUCUCCUCCUUCAUGAGGGCACUGCGGUAUCACGUCGGCUCUCUGGCCUUCGGCGCUCUGAUUCUCACCCUCGUGCAAAUAGUGCGCAUCAUUCUGGAGUACAUCGACCACAAGUUCAAAGAGGCUCAGAACCCUUGUGCUCGGUUUCUGAUGUGUUGUCUGAAGUGCUGUUUCUAUUGUCUGGAAAAAUUCAUCAAGUUCAUCAACAGAAACGCUUACAUCAUGAUCGCCAUUUACGGCAAAAACUUCUGUGUCUCGGAAAAUGCCUUCUCAUUGCUCAUGAGGAACAUCAUCAGGGUGGUGGUGCUCGAUAAAGUCACUGACCUGCUGUUGUUUUUUGGAAAGCUGUUGGUGGUGGGAGGAGUGGGUGCGCUGGCAUUUUACUUCUUCUCUGGAAACAUUCCCAACUCGCCCAUCACAUCUUCAUCACUCAACUACUACUGGAUGCCCAUCAUUGCAGUAGUGUUUGGUGCAUAUCUCAUUGCCAGCGCGUUCUUCAGCGUCUACAGCAUGUGUGUGGACACACUGUUCCUCUGCUUCUUGGAAGAUCUGGAGAGGAAUGACGGCAGCGCCGAGAAGCCCUAUUACAUGUCCAAGAACCUGAUGAAGAUCCUGAACAAGAAAAACAAACAGCCCAAAAAAUGAGUCUUCACGUCCUGCUCCACUUAAACCCAGUCACAUGACCAGUGAUCUUCUUUACCUGCUCUCACACACUGCACUUUAACCUCCUUUACUAGCAUGUGCUGUUUUUACUGCUUUUAGUGUCCAGGUUUCUGACUUACACCAGCGUCCAGCUCCACGUCUCCUCCAGGCCGCUCUAUCAGCAUCUCUCCAUGUUUAACCAGAUGAUGCUUCUGAGACUGAUCCUGGGCUGAUCCUUGCACGAGUUGUUUUAUUAUGUUCUUCAGUGGGACUUUAACGUGUUUAUUCUGAAAUACGUGAUUAGCACGUGUUAGCUUAGUUUUAUAGACGUUUAUCUACUAUAUUUUAUAGAAUUGUACAGAAUUGUUUUAGAAACUAAAACUCCUGAAAAAAUAUAGAUUCCAGAAACACUGAUCCCAGACGUGACGCUUUCUACACACGCUGAAUAGACACGUGAGAAACCUGUAAAAGAGGCGUGUUUGGUGUCUUGCUUUUUCUGAAUGUAACUUUAACCUAUGUUGCCAUUAGCUGUGUGUGACCGAUUAAACACACACACACACACACACACACACACACACACACACACACACACAUCCAAGUCAAGUGUGUUCUUGUUUCCUAUGUUAUCAUUAGCAUGUUUUCUGUUUAAAGCUAGGCUAGCAUUAGCAUGGACAGGUUUGCUAUGUAGUUUAUAUUAUUACCACACACACACACACACACACACACACACACACAUAACCAGCUUUAAAUGUGUCUGUAUAAUUUAUUUCAGUGAAUGUUUGUAUAUGAAUCAUUAAUCUGGAUUAACAGAAGAAAACUACUCAACACUGUGAAGCUCUGGAGCAGUGAGCGGUGUGUGUGUGUGUGUGAGAGGUUUAAUAUUGAGAUGAAUGGUUUAUAUUUUAUACAGAGUUGUGUGUGUAAAUGAUUUAUCUGUGUGUGUGUCAGACUCUACAUGACUGUAAUGUUUGCCUGAUGCUCUGAGAGACACGUCCAUCUUUAUGUUCCUCAACUUUAAGUGCCAGAGGACAAAAAUUGUAUUUUUGAACAAAUAGAUGUUUAUACAGUGAUGAUGAUGAUGAUGAUGAGUGGAAUUGAUGCAGCUGUGGAGUAAAGUGUUUAUUAUAAA
Molecule: messenger RNA, 3383 nt
Organism: Silurus meridionalis
Lineage: Eukaryota; Metazoa; Chordata; Actinopteri; Siluriformes; Siluridae
Gene: slc44a4
Product: solute carrier family 44 member 4
Biological process (GO): thiamine pyrophosphate transmembrane transport; choline transport
Cellular component (GO): plasma membrane
Molecular function (GO): thiamine pyrophosphate transmembrane transporter activity
Source: RefSeq, a predicted model, not a curated record